This is a messenger RNA of Medioppia subpectinata, 4076 nucleotides long. The record is from the annotation of a GenBank genome assembly. Lineage: Eukaryota; Metazoa; Arthropoda; Arachnida; Sarcoptiformes; Oppiidae.
AUGUAUAUUUAUAUGUUGUCUAUGAAAAUGGCUGAAAGAAUAUGCGGUGUUUGCGGAGAUCGAGCCGUCGUGCUCUUACGUGUGAUUCUUGUCGAUCUUUCUUUAGGAGAAUCGCUCCGAGAGCUCACGAAUUUAAAUGAGCCGACACUAUAUGGCGAAGACAGCGAUUAUAUGAAUAGACUAACCAUGGAUUCAGUGGUCGACUCGACAACAAACCCGUGGAAUGAGUGGAACGGAACCGAUGCUAAACAAAAACUAUUCGCUGAGAGUGUGAUCCAAACUCCAGCCCUCAUAAGAGGUCUGAUAUUUAAUUUCAACGAUUUGGAGAUCAAUCGCUUCAAAGAGCUGUUCAGUUCGGUCGACGUUAUGAGAGAUCCGACGCUCGCCAUCGCGUCGGAGACCACGGAUGUGAUGGAGGCGUUCAGACUCUUGCAGAUGAGAUGCGAUGUGAAGUGCCGUCGGAUCAUAAAGAUGUCCACAAAUAUCAGUGAAUUCACGAAUCUGUGCGAAGAAGACAAGAUCGCUCUCUUGAAGACCGGCUGUCCGGAGAUUAUAUGCUUGAUAUCUGUACUUAAUUUCAAUUUUGACGGAGAGUUUUGGACGGUUGGCAUUGACGACGAAAGGGCAACUAUUUUAAGGCUUGAUGUCUUCAAGUAUGCGUCGAGGAGUAUAUAUGAGGCGCACCGGAGGUUCAUGUUUGCCAUGAAAGACGAAUACAAUUCAGAUAUUAAUAUAAUUGAUUUGUUAACAGCUAUAAUACUAUUCAAUCCAAACCAACCAAAUCUGAUCCGUAAAGAGCUGGUCAAACUACAACAGCAGACAUACAUGUAUUUACUUCAACGCUAUUUAGAGAUUAAACACAACUCGAAGUCAGAAUCGGAGACAAGAUUUGUGCGAUUAAUGAGUUGUCUGCAAGAGUUGUAUCCAUUGAAUAAAAUGCAUGUCCAGAAGAUUAACCAAUUGGAAACACCGGUACCUCUUCUACAAGAAAUAUAUGAUAUCAAACCCCAGAAUGCGUUGUCGUCUAUGAAAAAGAUAUCCAGUGAUACAGACAUGUCUUCGGUGUGGGAAGUGUCCAAAGAGAACGUCAUUCCAGCGAAGAAGAAGUCGACGGCAACGAUGGCCACGAAGACCACGAAGAAUGCGCUCAAACCAAAAGCCAAUCCGUUGUCCGAUAGAGAAAAGCGCCAAAAGCAGUACGAGUCGGCCCUCAAGACGUACAAAGGCUCGGAUCCGCUAUCCGUUCACUACGAGUACAUCCAAUGGUUGGGUGAGAAUCAGUCGACGACCGCCGGCGCCGCCGCUGCCGAUCAUCUGAAGUCACUUCUGGAGGGAUGUGUUGAACAGUUUUACUCGUCGGCCAACUAUCGCAACGAUCGGCGCCUCCUCUCCGUGUUUCUCAUGUUCAUCGAUCGCGUGGACAGUCCUCUCGAGUUGUUUCACUUCUUCCAUGAGAACGGAUUCGCCCGACAAAUGGCCCACUUUUACGUCCAAUGGAGUCAUCACUUGGAGUCGGCGAAGGACUGGACCAAAGGCGUGGAAGUGCUCCGUUUGGGACAGAAGUUCAAAGCGGAACCGAUGGACGCCAUCGACAAAGCGCUCGACCAAAUCGAUCGUCGAGUGGCCAAAGCGGUGACCGAAUCGUCUAAAGCGCCGCCAAAGCGACAGCCGUUGAGUAAAGUGAAGACUAAGAGCGACGACGGCGUCAAGAAGUCGGCCACAGAGGGCCAGAAGAAGGCAAACAAAGCGCCGAUUAUUUAUUGCGACGAAAACGAGCCCAAAGUUGCCGAAAGGGUGGGCGCCGGUGGCUCUGGAGGCGCCGCGAAGUCCACCACUCGUAGCGCUAAACACACUAAUGGAAAGCCACAGCCGAGCGGUCGCGCGGCCGAUGACUCGUGCGACGAGUCGCCGGACGCCCUCAACAUGUCGUUCCCGGGCGUCGCCAUUAAGAUGAGACCACGCGGUCCGGACAGCCCUCCCAUCGCCCGCUUCGAAAAGGCGGACCCAAUGAAGAAGUUUUAUUUCAACGAACGCAAGCUCUACGCCGGCGGCGAAGAGUUCUCCUUCGAGGAGAUCAGAGCUCGAAAGUGGUAUAUGAAGAAGAAGAGAGAGGAAGAGGUGGUCCGCAGCGCCAAACUCGAGGAAGAGGUGGCCGCUCUUCGGCUACAAGUCCAGCAAUUGCUUUGUUCUCAACAAAGCAGUCAACAGCCGACCGCUUCGGGCAGCGCUCAGCCCUCUGUUUCCGUCAAACAAUUGGCCCUCAAAUCCUUGACCGUCGAGGAGUCGCACAGUUCGCCGCCACCGCACCCGCCCUCCAGCGUCGACUCGAGUGCCAACAAAUCGGUGACCAUUUCGCCCGAUAAUGCGAGUAAAGCGGCGUUCAGUCUCGUGAGAGACCUCUGGAACGGAACCGUCGGGACCACCGAUUUGGUCGACACUCACAGCAAAUCCAUUGACGAUCACAAACCCAAACAGAAGGAGAACUUUCUUAUAUUCGCCGACACAACCAUUACGUCUAAAACGGACGACCGGAACGCCAAACCCCGCGAAUCACUGGCUUAUGGCGUCGACUAUACGAUCGCAUUGCCUAAAAGUGAGGAGUCGUUCUUCGCGAAGACCUCGUCGUCGUCGACACCAAUGGCCGACCGGACGAAAAGCGUUGGUCUGAACGCCAAUGCGAUUCAAUCGUUUCACUCGAACCUGAAUUUUGUGGACGGAAUGACCGCCAAAUUGAGUCCAAUAAUAGAGACGAGUCGCGAGUAUAACAGUAAGUCGUCGUCCUCUUCCUCGGGAACGAUGAGCACAACCGGCGGCUCAGCUCUCAGUAGACGCCAGAGAGCGUUGUCCGGAGUCGUCGAACCCGUGGAUCCCUUCGACGCCUAUCUUCUGACACAACUGUUGCACUCGUUGUCCGAACCGAUCGCUUCCCGCAAAGGCUUCUUCCGCGUGAAGAGAUCGUUGCCGAAGAUUAAGCCCAAAGAGACGCUCGUGAAGUUGGGCGCCGACACGUAUCUCGUGGAGCGUCUGGUGGCCACCGGAGCCUACGCUCACGUAUAUAUGGCUCAGAUUGAGGACACGGGAGACUCGUUGGACUCGGACGAGACGGCCGGCAGCACUGGUUUCAGUAAAUUCAUUACCCAAAAGUGGUUUGCAUUAAAAGUGGCCAAACAGGCCAAUGAGUGGGAGUUUUAUAUUUGCGAUGAACUCCACAAACGCCUCACCCGUUCCAAGUGUUGUCCAGAUAUUGAAUUGUCUGUAAUGUCGAGCAAUCCGUCGGUUAUGUUCAAAGACGGCUGCGUUUUGGUGGACGAGUUCGCGCCCAACGGAACUCUUAUAGAUGUGGUCAACGCCUGUAAACAACAGGACAAACAAUUCCCCAAAUCUCUGAUCGCGUACUUCGCUCUCGAAUUGAUUCUUAUUGUUCAACAGAUCCACAAAAAUCUUAUUAUUCACGCAGACAUUAAACCCGAUAACCUAUUGGUCUUGAAUUUUCCCGUUCGCGAAGACAUUAAUAACGUAUUGAAGAGAACGACAUCAUUGAAACUGAUAGACUUCGGCCGCUCUAUUGAUUUACACCUCUUUCCUGAGGGAACCGUAUUUAACGUCAGCGUAAAGACCAAAGGCUCGCAAUGCUGUGAAAUGUUGGACUCAAAGCCCUGGACUUUUCAGACGGAUUGGUUUGGAGUAUUGGAUUGCAUUCAUGUCAUGCUUUUCGGAGAUUACAUAAAAGUGCGCAAAAAUAAAGUGAACAACAAUUGGGAAAUAAUGGAGAAAUUCAAACGCUAUCACAUGUCAGAGGUGUGGACCCCUCUCUUCACAACUUUGCUAAAUAUCCCUAAUUGUGAACAAAUGCCAGAUUUGUUGCCAUUUGUGGAUCAACUCAACGAAUAUAUUAAGCAAAAUAUCAAUCAAAUCGUUAGAGACGGCAACGAUCUCGAAGUGAUGUGCGAUUCCGUCAACAAAAAGGCCAAAAAAUGAUGUCUUAUUUCACACUCUUUUCACUCUAAUUAAGAAUUUUAUCAGUUUUUGAUUGCAUUUUAUUUAUGGGGUUUUCAAACAAUUUAUUCAUAUAUUAA